AUGGUCGAAUUGCGUCUUCUUCCUCCCUAUCCUCCUCUCACCCCGAACCCUAGCUCGAGCUCCGAGCUCCGCCAUGAGAGGCAACCCUCGAUCAAGGUCCUCCUACUCCAUCGUCAUCGUCGUUGUCGUCGUCGUCGUUCUCGCAUAGCUCCCCCCCAAGAAUGGAGCUCCUCGUCGACGAUUCGUCCUGCGCGACCCCCUCGCCGGCGUGUGCGUGGCUCCCUCCCCCCUCCUCGACCUCGCUCCUCGCCUACGCUCCUGUCGCCGGCGUAUUUCCCUGCCUCCGUCAAGCGCUCCUCCUCCUCUAUCCUCGGGAGCACCUUCCACCUCCCUCCGCCUCUGCUCCUCCCCUCCCCCCUUCCCGCUCUCCUCGACGCCCUCCGCUCCUUCCUCCUCCACCCCCCCGACCCCUCUUCUCUUCCCCUCAAGGACCACUUCCUCGUCUCCGCCACCUCCGUCGCCAUCUCGGUGCUCGGCUCCCCUCCGCUCCCCUCCGCCGCCGCCCCGCACCUCCAGUCCCUGGCCGAGACCCUCCUCGCCGUCGCCAACCGCCCCAACCACGGCCCCGACCGCCACACCCGCGCCGUCGCCUGCGAGUGCCUCCGCGAGCUCGAGCUCGCAUUCCCCCUCCUCCUCUCCGACGUCGCCGGCCACCUCUGGGCCCUCGCCCAGGCCGAGCGCACCCACGCCGCCCAAUCCUACCUCCUCCUCCUCGCCUCCGUCGCCCGAAACAUCGUCCGCCACAGCCUCCUCUCCUCCCCCUCCUCCAUCCUCUCCACCGCCGCCCCCCUCGUCCCCUUCGCCGUCCCCCAUUUCCUUUUCUCCGACCCCUCCCCAGUCCCUAGCCCCUCCCCACCCUCCGAUCUCAAUCUGCGGGAGAUCCGGCGCGUCGUAGCGUUCCUCAUGGAUCGGCCGCAGUCGCUCACCCCUCCCGCGGCCGCCGAGCUCGCCUCGGCGCUCGCGUGCAUCGCGGCAGGGCUGGAGCCCUGGGUCCCUGCUGUGGCGGCGCUCCUGAAGGUGCAGUUCUCUGGCCUGCUUUACUCCUAUGAUCCGAUCCUCUCCCAUGUCGUUCUCAUGCUCUAUUGCCGGUUCUCAGAUGCCUUUGCCGGUGGCGACGAGCUGGGCAUUGCCCGCCGCCUCGCGUCCAUCGCCAAAGAAUCCCACCAGCCGCUCGUGUUCCGCCUCCUCGCGCUCCACUGGCUCCUGGGCGCGCCGCAGCUUGCCAGCUCACUCAGCCUGCUGGCGCCCAGGUUUUACCCUACCGUGUUCGAUCCAUUAGCACUGAAGGCAAAAAAGCUCGAUGCACUGGCGCAUAUUGCUUGUAGCCUUGGUACUUUAGAGGGUAAAAGGGAGGAAGAGGAAAGCAAAAGGGCCCAGGUUGUGAAGCUCUUUGAGGAUGGGUUGGUUUGUGUGUCCGCAUACAAGUGGCUCCCGCCUUGGAGCACAGAGACUUUGGUGGCCUUCCGGGCCCUUCACAAAUUCUUGGUUGGAGUCUCCCCACAUGACGCCGAUAGCUGUGACUCUACAUUGCGCCUUCUCAUGGAAUCUACCAUCUUCAACACUCUAAAGACAAUGUUGGUGAAUUUGGCAUUGGAGCAUCGUGGCUUAGUGCCGGUCAUUGCUUACUUCAUUGACCGUCUUUUGGGAUGUGAGGCCCAUCAGCUUGCGGGCGAGCUGCUUCUCCAGACACUUGAUGAGCACUUGCUCCCGAAGCUUGAAGUGGGUUACCAACUAUCCUCAUACUUCCCUGUUUUUGAAAAGAUUGCUCAGAACUAUACCGUGCCUCCCCAUGGUCUGUUAGAGUUGCUCACAAAGCAGAUGGUUUCUCUGGCUGAGAAGCAUGGACCUGACACCGAACUCAAGUCCUGGUCUCAGGGCAGUAAAGUGUUGGGUGUUUGCCAUGUAACAAUUAAGCAUCACCAUAGUUCGCGAAUUUUCCUUCCUCUCUCACGCCUUCUCGCCUUCACUUGCCAAUUUUUCCCGGACUUGGAGGUCCGCGACACUGCAAGAGUUUACUUGCGGAUGCUUCUGUGCAUACCUGGGAAGAAGCUGAGGCACAUAAUGGGUAGCAGUGAACAACCGUCAGGGGUCUCGCCUUCUGCUUCACUUUUCCAAGUACCAUCACCUCGUCCUCCUCAAGAUCUUAAUAAGAAAUUAUCAAGCAUCUCUUCUUAUAUUCAUCUUGAGAGGGUCGUUGCGUUACUCGUCCAGCAAUCAUGGUUGCUUGCUCUUCCUAAUUUCAACACACAAAGCAAUGGUUCCACUUCUUUUGUUGGUAUUCAAGAUAUUAGCUCUUCACCUUCCUUGAAGUCAGAAAAGGAAAUCAAUCCAGCUGUAGAGAAUAUAAAUGCACAAAAGGAGCCAUUGCUAGUGAUGGAUUCGAAGGUUGCAGGAAUCCUAAGUGUCCUUCGAAAGCAUUUUGCGUGUAUUCCUGACUACCGACACAUGCCUGGAAUCAAAAUAAGGAUACCAUGUAUACUUAGUUUCGAAUCCGAGCCAUUUACUCGUGCAUGGGGAUCUGUUCCUGCUGUGAGUAUGGAAGAGGCUAAUGAGCUCCCCGCUUUAUAUGCAACCACACUCACUUUUUCAUCAACAUCAAAAUACGGUAAGAUUCCUCCUUGUCGUGUUCCUUUUCUUCUUGGUGAACCUUCAAAGAGUGGACUGGACAUAGUUCCUCUAGACAGCAACAGUUCUGAGGGAGAUUCAAGUUAUCGUGCUUUAAUAGUCAUAGAAUUGGAACCUCGUGAACCAAUGGCUGGCAUUAUCGAUGUUGCCCUCAAGGCAAAUACUGAAAAUGGGCAAGUUAUAUCUGGAUCACUUCAAAGUAUCUGUAUUGGUAUCGAGGACAUGUUUCUGAAGGUUCUUGAAGAGGAUGUCUGUGAAUACUACUUGGAUUUGUUCCAUGCUUUAUGGGAAGCCUGUGGCAAUUCUGCAUCUACUGGACGGGAGACCUUUCCACUUAGCAGUGGGAAGGGAUAUGCGGCAAUCAACGGCACAAGAUCUGUUAAGCUUCUUGAAAUACCUGCCAAUUCUUUGGUUAAUGCAGUAGAAAAAUACCUUUCUCCAUUUGUCGUCAGCGUUAUUGGUGAUAAACUUGUGCGUAUCGUUAGACAAAAUGGAGUUAUUAGAGAUGUUUUCUGGGAAGAAGAAGAUUCUUCAGAUUUUGCUGUUAGCGAGGGUGAUGCUUUAGUGCUGUACUCACCAGAAACGCCUCUUCAACUUCCAUACAUUCAGGAGGAAACUGAUUCUGACAAUGUUUCGCACACAAAUAAGAGGAACAUUGGUGUCUUUCAUGUUUUAAUAUUCCUACCCCCUAGAUUCCAUCUCCUUUUCUUGAUGGAGGUAGGUGAAAUUUCGACAUUGGUUCGAAUAAGAACUGACCACUGGCCAUGCCUUGCAUAUGUUGAUGAAUACUUGGAAGCUUUGCUCUAAGAAAGAAAGAAAUUGCUUCAAAGAUCAGUUGUAUACUUAGAUCUCUUUCAUAGUGAGUUUUUUUGUUUUUUGGUUACCCUUGAGGCUUUUCUCUCUCUCUCUUUAUUUUUUUCCCUUUGCGAUCCAUCUUGUCAAUUUUUUGGGUUUUUGAUGGUUUUUCGCCCUUUCAAAACCUUUGAGAUUUGUAUAAACUUGUAACAUUUCUUUUUGUAUCAAUGAUUUCUCAUAAUGUAGCAUCCAUUCCUGUUGUCUGUGCUACUGACGGACUUGCUAUCAUUGUGUAUAUUGGGAUUAAA
This is a messenger RNA of Ananas comosus (pineapple), 3728 nucleotides long. RefSeq lists its product as uncharacterized. Bases 1 to 3432 code for a protein of 1143 amino acids. Gene Ontology annotation, biological process: endosomal transport. Gene Ontology annotation, cellular component: AP-type membrane coat adaptor complex. NCBI's taxonomy places the organism in Eukaryota, Viridiplantae, Streptophyta, Magnoliopsida, Poales, Bromeliaceae. The transcript has 4 exons. The record is from RefSeq and is a predicted model, not a curated record.